Molecule: messenger RNA, 1316 nt
Organism: Carica papaya (papaya)
Lineage: Eukaryota; Viridiplantae; Streptophyta; Magnoliopsida; Brassicales; Caricaceae
Product: Tetratricopeptide repeat (TPR)-like superfamily protein
Molecular function (GO): mRNA binding; protein binding
Source: RefSeq, a predicted model, not a curated record
AUUGAAAAGAGGCAACGCAAACCCUCACCAUUUCUCGCCAAUCUCAAAGAAAUACAAGACCCAGCUGAAGCUUUAUCGCUCUUCCAUGAAUAUGACCGAAUGGGAUUCAAACACGAUUACCCAUCCUACUCUGCUCUCAUCUACAAGCUUGCUCGAUCUCGCUACUUCGACGGCGUUGAGACAGUUCUCGGUUACAUACAAUCCCGUAAUAUUCGGUGCAAAGAGAUGCUUUUCACUGCGUUGAUUGAGCAUUAUGGAAAAGCCAAGUUGGUGGAUAAGGCCAUUGAGAUUUUCCAUAGAAUGACUUCUUUUGAUUCGGUCCGUACAUUAAUGUCUUUGAAUACACUUAUGAAUGUACUUGUUGAAAAUGGCAGAUUUGUCGAUGCAAAAGGGAUUUUUGAAAGAUCCUAUAAAAUGGGAUUUCGUCCAAACGCGGUGUCAUUCAAUAUAAUGAUGAAAGGAUUACUUGCAGAGGGGAAGUGGGAAGAUGCAUGCUACAUGUUCGAUGAAAUGCUUGAGAGAAAGGUUCAACCAAAUGUGGUGACUUAUAAUAUUCUUAUAACGUUUUUGUGCAGAAAGGGUGAUGUAGAGAAAGCAAAAAGCUUGCUUGAUGACAUGAUUAGGAAGGGAAAGUACCCAAAUGCGGUGACCUAUGCAAUAUUGAUGGAGGGUUUAUGCUCCAUUGGCGAGUACAAUGAAGCUAAAAAGAUGAUGUUUGACAUGGAAUAUCAAGGCUGUAAGCCACAGCUUGUGAAUUUUGGUGUCUUGAUUACUGAUCUUGCAAAGAGAGGGAGGAUUGAAGAGGCAAAAUCUUUACUCAGUGAGAUGAAGAAAAGGCGGUAUAAGCCUGAUGUUGUGACAUAUAAUAUACUGGUGAGCUACUUUUGCAAGGAGGGUAAGGCUGAUGAGGCUUAUAGAAUUUUGAGUGAAAUGCAGGUGAAGGGUUGUGAGCCAAAUGCAGCUACAUAUAGGAUGAUGGUUGAUGGGUUCUGCCGGGUGGGGGAUUUUGAUUCGGCUUUGAGAGUUUUGAGUGUGAUGCUGAGAAGUAGACACUGUCCCCAGUUGAAAACUUUUUGUUGUUUGGUUGUUGGGUUAAUGAAGAUUGGGAAUUUGGAUGGUGCUUGCUUUGUUUUGGAGGAGAUGGAGAAUAGAAAAAUGGGAUUUGGUUUAGAGGGUUGGGAAAAUGUAGUUAGAGAUUCAUGUGGUGACCAUGAAAGGUCAGAUUUUGAACUUGCAAAUGAACUGGUUUUUGGUUCUUAAUAAUCAAGAGAGAAUAUGAUAUGGUAUUUUUGUUGAUAGUAGUAGUUUUACAGGUU